AUGAAUGCUGGAUUCGUAAAGGAAUUUUUAGUACUAGAAGCCGCUCAGGAUAUUUCUGUAUCAUCAGAGAGCCCCUCCACCGACGCCAUUCAAUCCGCUCAGAGUCAAACAUCUUAUCCUCCUGUCGGUCCUUGUUCAACACCCGAUACACUAUCAAUCUUAGCUGUUUCUCAGUCGUGGAUGGAUUACUUGAAUUUUCCGGAGCACACCGACACUCCUGGUUUCGAUGGAAGACUUUUAUGCUAUCCGAAACCGCCUUCUUUUGGCGUUGAUGACUUCGGUUUGAGGCAGCAAUCUGUCCUUCUGGAACCAGGACGCUAUGUCGCUAGCCAACUAGAAAGCAUGAAUAAGCUUAUUAGCACUAGAGAAGACUGUCCCGCCGUUUAG
Penicillium canescens is the source of this 387-nucleotide messenger RNA. RefSeq lists its product as uncharacterized. Bases 1 to 387 code for a protein of 128 amino acids. NCBI's taxonomy places the organism in Eukaryota, Fungi, Ascomycota, Eurotiomycetes, Eurotiales, Aspergillaceae. The record is from RefSeq and is a predicted model, not a curated record. The transcript is spliced from 2 exons.